Molecule: messenger RNA, 3206 nt
Organism: Astyanax mexicanus (Mexican tetra)
Lineage: Eukaryota; Metazoa; Chordata; Actinopteri; Characiformes; Acestrorhamphidae
Gene: tesk1b
Product: testis associated actin remodelling kinase 1b
Exons: 11
Coding region: 380-2515 (711 amino acids)
Biological process (GO): positive regulation of stress fiber assembly; protein phosphorylation; actin cytoskeleton organization
Cellular component (GO): nucleus; cytoplasm
Molecular function (GO): protein serine/threonine kinase activity; ATP binding
Source: RefSeq, a predicted model, not a curated record
GCCGCGCGCAGCUUUUCCUGAGAGUUUACCGGCGCAGACUCCGCGAGCAGCACGGAGAACACGCACACGCAGACUAAGGGUCUGCGGGGCGAACCUGGCGGGAUUACCGUGCUUUUAGCCCCCGCAGAGAAGCACGCGACUCAGGGGGCGCGAGAGGACACAGCGCAGGUUGGACUGGUGUGCAACAACCAUGCAGUGAAAAAUGCAGGACCUGAAGAUUUGUGCUGUGUUAAGUGGAUGAUUAUUAAACACACUGGCUCUGCUCUUUAUAACUGGAAUUAAGUAAAUGCCCCUGCUCUCCACGUCUGUGUGACUCUGUGUAAACUCUGUGGAGAUGUAAAGCUCUUGCUGUUUGUUUAAAACUGAGGGAGCUCCAGUGAUGGAGCCUGAGGCUGAGGCCCCUGAGGGCUCCGGACCCGGAGCCCCCGCAGCUCAGCGCAUCAGACCCUCCUCGUACCGGGCGCUGCGCAGUGCCGUGUCCAGCCUCGCACGCAUCGAUGACUUCUCCUGCGAGAAGAUCGGCUCAGGUUUCUUCUCAGAAGUGUUCAAGGUGAAACACAGGAUCACAGGGCAGGUCAUGGCCCUGAAGAUGAACACUCUGGCCAGUAACAGGGCUAACAUGUUGAAAGAAGUGCAGCUGAUGAACCGACUCUGUCACCCAAACAUCCUCAGGUUUGUGGGAGUGUGUGUACACGAAGGACACCUCCAUGCUCUCACAGAGUACAUUAAUGGUGGUAAUCUGGAGCAGCUGCUGGACAGUGAUGUGCAUCUGUCCUGGUCUGUGAGGAUGGGCCUGGGUCUGGACAUCGCCCGGGGACUUCAGUACCUCCAUAGCAAAGGCAUAUUCCACAGAGACCUGACCUCAAAGAAUUGCUUGGUGCGCUGGGAUAAUGGAGCUUGCACUGCUGUUGUUGGGGACUUUGGACUGGCAGAAAAAAUUCCAGAUUACAGUGACGGGUCACAGAAGCAGCCGUUGGCCAUCGUGGGGUCCCCCUACUGGAUGGCUCCAGAAGUGCUGAGAGGGGAGCUGUAUGACGAAAAGGUGGACGUUUUUGCUUUCGGGAUCAUCCUCUGUGAGGUGAUUGGUCGGAUCCAGGCAGAUCCAGACUUCCUACCGCGCACAGAGGAUUUUGGUCUGGAUGUUGAUGCAUUUCAGCACAUGGUGAGAGACUGUCCCCCUGCAUUCUUCAAUCUCGCCGUCACCUGCUGUAGUAUGAGGGCCCAGUGUCGUCCCCCUUUCUCUCUGAUAGUGGCCGAGCUGGAGGAAAGAAUGAGUGCUGGACAGCAGACAGAGCAGGCAGUGCCUGUUAAAGAACCCGUUUCCCCUACCACGCAGUCACCAAUCUAUAGAAGGUUGUCUCUGCACUCCCCAGCAGAUGGCCGUCUGUCCCGCAGUAAAUCGGACAUGCUCCCCCCUCACCCUGCCCAGGUCACCCCCACACGGGUCAACCCCUUCUCCCAGCGGCACGACCUGAACGGCGGACGCAUCAAACUCUUCGACACUCCGAGCAAAUCUGUCAUCUCCCUCACCUUCACCUUGCCCCCGCCUCAUGACCCCUGCAGCCCCUCCCGGUGCAGGAAGGCCCCGCUUCGGCUCCACAGGCGCUGCCAGUCGUUGCCCUGCACACCGGAGGACAUCCAGUCGUUAAGAAGUAACAGUGAGAGUGAUUCAUAUGAGCAUAGUCUGAGUGGAAAGGGUCCAGAAGCUAACGAUGAAACAUCUAAAGCUCCCAAUCUACCAGACAUGGACAGCGACAGUGUGGUCAACCUUUACACUGAGAUAGAACAUGACAGUGUGUUCAACACGCCUAAAGAUACAAAGAGUGGUGAGACACACAUCCUGCUUUCUGUGGACAGCAGUGUUCCAAACGGUCCCAGUUCUCCUCAUGAGCUUCAAAGACCAAUAAACUGUGUGUCGGGACCAAUGGAGGAGUCCGAGAACGACCAAGGCAUUCAUGUAAAAGACUCCAUUCAGGAAGAACUGGAAGAGGAGGACCACAAGGAGAAGAUUAAGAAGGGUAAUGGCCUUCUAGCUGAUGACUCCGGUCUUCCUUUAGACCUUGAGGUAAUGUCCAUAGACAGGCUCACUGAGGAGAGUGUGGAGGAGGGGAUGGACUGCAGCAGCUCCUCCAGCACACCAGAUGGCGCUCUCCCUGAUUCACCAAAACCCUUCACAAAUGGUUGGAGCCCUCCUGUAUUGAAUGGCCCCCCUUCUCUGCCCCCUUUACCUGACUUGGACAACAACAACAGCCCGGUGCAGCCCUCAGACCAGGCCGGAAAUGGUUUUCGGGGCGCCGCCACCUCUCCCGUGACCCCUCCAGAGCAGGAGGAUGUCGUGGCCUGCUCUGGCUGCUGCCUGGCGGGCUUCAGUUUUCCGUCCAUAUGUGCCCGUGGACCGCACAGGAACCCGUACAAGAACUUGAACGAAGACUCUGCUGCGAAGAGGCUGCUGUGCAGAGUCCAGCUACCUUCACCAGCUGAGCCUAGCCUCGCUCUCCCCAGCACACACACAUAAAAGUGGACACUUGUAUUAUUUGUCAUUUGUUGUAACUUCAAGAGGCACCUUACAUACUCCUGCUGUUGCUUUAUAAUGCCGAUGCGUUAAUGUGAUGGGCGGGGCUUAUUUGGGCUGUUUAGUGAUCUGACUCUGUUUGAAAUGCCCCUCCCACUUUGGUUUAACUUGAAUGUGCCCAUUGGCCCUUGGGAAUGGAUGGACAGACAGACAGUCAGUCUGUUGAGCAAACGAUGUCUUACUGAGGAGUGUUGUAAAUAUGAUUACUCCUUUUUUUUUUUUUUCAUACAACAGUUGAGCUGUUGAUUUCGACCCUGAAGCAAGAAGGUGCUGUGCAUUGAUGUACUUAUUAUGACCGUGUGUGUGUGUACAUGUGUUUUGUGUGUGUGUGUGUGUGUGUGUGUGUGUGUGUGUGUGUGUAUGUAUGUGUGCGUGUGUGUAUGUGUGCAUGGAUGUGUGAAGAGAGAGAGUGAUGCACUUGAUGAUGAUGUUGAGUAAUAACUUAUUUUCCUUUCUGUUUGGUCUUUAUUGCCUUGACUUUCUUUAAUUGCACCUGAGAUGCUGAUUAUUGUCAUGGUUGUUAUUUUGAACUUUGUAAAGAAUGCAAAAUUUUGAGGAUGCGAAAAUGUAUUAUUUUAGUAAAUGAAAGUAAAUGCCAUUAAAAUAUGAUUGGUAUCAAACUCGCUCCACUAGA